CACUUCGGCACUCGUUCCAUUUUUCUCACACUAAACCCCCUCGAAAGAUUUUUAUUUACUUUUAGGUCCCUCUGAUCGGAUUCCAUGGCCUCCGAGCUAAUUUUCCGCGGCGGCGCCGCCGAGCCGGAGACGGAGCCGGAGCAGGAGAGCUCCACCUCCGGCCCCUAUUCGCCGAAGCCUUCCAAGCCAUGGCCGGGCCUUUUACGCUACCUCCUCCGCGAGCAACGCCUUCUCUUCGUCCUCAUCGGCAUGGCCAUCGCGACCCUCUUCUUCACUCUCUUCUCCUCCUCCCCCUCCUCCUCCUCCUCCUCCUUCUCCACCGCUGCAGCCAUCUCUACCCUCGCCGUCGUCCCCCGAACCGUCGCAUCGUACCCGGAACGGCGGCUUUCCGUCGGGGCGAAGAUCCCGCUAGGGCUGAAGCGCAAGGGGCUUCGGAUCGUCGUCACCGGUGGUGCGGGGUUUGUUGGGAGCCAUCUCGUGGAUCGGUUGAUGGCGAGAGGUGAUAACGUCAUCGUCGUUGAUAACUUCUUCACAGGGAGGAAGGAGAACGUCAUGCAUCACUUCGGAAACCCUAACUUCGAGCUGAUCCGCCAUGACGUUGUGGAGCCAUUGCUUCUCGAGGUCGAUCAGAUCUAUCAUCUCGCUUGCCCUGCUUCUCCAGUUCAUUACAAGUUCAAUCCCGUCAAGACGAUCAAGACGAACGUGGUAGGAACUCUGAACAUGCUCGGACUCGCUAAGCGCGUGGGCGCCCGUUUCCUUCUCACAAGCACCAGCGAAGUCUAUGGUGAUCCUCUCCAGCAUCCCCAGGUUGAGACUUAUUGGGGCAACGUCAACCCCAUUGGUGUGAGGAGUUGCUACGAUGAGGGGAAGCGGACAGCAGAGACUUUGACCAUGGAUUACCACCGCGGUGCUAAAGUUCAGGUGAGGAUUGCUCGGAUCUUCAACACAUAUGGACCUCGAAUGUGCAUAGAUGAUGGCCGUGUUGUCAGCAACUUCGUUGCCCAGGCACUGAGAAAGGAGCCAUUGACUGUAUAUGGAGAUGGCAAGCAGACAAGAAGCUUUCAGUACGUGUCCGACCUUGUAGAAGGACUUAUGCGUCUAAUGGAAGGAGAUCAUAUCGGUCCCUUCAACUUGGGAAAUCCUGGAGAAUUCACCAUGCUUGAGCUGGCUAAGGUUGUUCAAGAGACAAUAGACCCCAAUGCGAAGAUCAUGUUCCAAGAGAACACCCAAGAUGAUCCUCACAAGCGCAAACCGGACAUUUCCAAGGCUAAGGAAUUGCUCGGAUGGGAGCCAAAGAUCCCGCUCCGCAAAGGACUCCCUCUCAUGGUCACUGACUUCCGUAAGCGCAUCUUCGGUGACCAAUCCACCACCAGCACCUCCGGCAGCUCCACCAGCACCUCAUAGAUGAUGAGUUCGAUCUCGGUCUGAAUCUUCGGUUUCUCUCAUAAUUCAUUCAUAUUUUAGUUCUCUCACCAGCUGCAGAUGAGAGUGAGUUAAGUUUAGCAGAGGUGGCUUGGUUUAUUAUUAUUAUUAUCAUUACUAAGAGAUCUCUUUACCUUCUUUUUUUUCCCUUUUUUUUUUUUUAUUUUCUUUGAAUGUUGUUCUUUAUGGUCUGAAUAGGAUGAAUAGAAUGGAAAGCAAAACAGUGCUCUUUAGUGUGCUCUGUCUGUCUGUGACCUUUUUACUAGCUACCUUGCAUUUGCAAGGGUAUUUUGGUGAAUUACCAAAUUACAGGCAAAGAUGAUAUAUUUAAUAAAUGGCUUUUGUAAACAAAA
Messenger RNA from Dioscorea cayenensis subsp. rotundata (Guinea yam), 1775 nucleotides. Its product is annotated as UDP-glucuronic acid decarboxylase 2-like. Gene Ontology annotation, molecular function: UDP-glucuronate decarboxylase activity; NAD+ binding. Lineage: Eukaryota; Viridiplantae; Streptophyta; Magnoliopsida; Dioscoreales; Dioscoreaceae. The record is from RefSeq and is a predicted model, not a curated record. Gene Ontology annotation, biological process: D-xylose metabolic process. Gene Ontology annotation, cellular component: cytoplasm.